GGUUGUGGGAUAGAUUUCCAACAGCAAGGACAGUGCAACAAAUGAUGGAAACCAUGGAGAGGAUGAUGGAAGACCCUUUUGUCUACACCAACGGGUGGCCGUCGCCGACAUUAACUGAGACCGGCGAGUACAGCAGGGGAAGGACUCCAUGGGAGAUAAAGGAAGGAGAGGGAGAGUACAAGAUGAGAUUCGACAUGCCCGGUAUGACCAAAGAUGAUGUGAAGGUCUAUGUUGAAGAGAAAAUGUUGGUUGUCAAGGCUAAGAAAAUGGCCAAGGACAGAAAUGGCCAAGAAAGUGAGGUAGAAAAUGAAGAGUGGUCAAACUAG
This is a messenger RNA of Camellia sinensis, 326 nucleotides long. The record is from RefSeq and is a predicted model, not a curated record. Lineage: Eukaryota; Viridiplantae; Streptophyta; Magnoliopsida; Ericales; Theaceae.